This is a messenger RNA of Elephantulus edwardii (Cape elephant shrew), 1029 nucleotides long. It is a transcript of the gene E2F5, whose product is annotated as E2F transcription factor 5, p130-binding. Gene Ontology annotation, molecular function: protein dimerization activity; DNA-binding transcription factor activity, RNA polymerase II-specific; RNA polymerase II cis-regulatory region sequence-specific DNA binding. Gene Ontology annotation, biological process: regulation of transcription by RNA polymerase II. Gene Ontology annotation, cellular component: RNA polymerase II transcription regulator complex. The transcript has 9 exons. NCBI's taxonomy places the organism in Eukaryota, Metazoa, Chordata, Mammalia, Macroscelidea, Macroscelididae. The coding region runs from base 1 to 1029 and encodes 342 amino acids. The record is from RefSeq and is a predicted model, not a curated record.
AUGGCGGCGGCGGAGCCCGCCAGCUCCGGCCAGCAGGCGCCGCCAGAGCCCGGGCAGGGCCAGCAGCCGCAGCCGUCCCAGCCGCAGCCCCCGCCGCAGCCGCAGCCGCUCGGGGGCGGUGGGGGCGGCAGCAGCAGGCACGAGAAGAGCCUGGGGCUGCUCACCACCAAGUUCGUGUCGCUGCUGCAGGAGGCCAAGGACGGCGUCCUCGAUCUCAAAGCGGCUGCAGAUACUUUGGCUGUGAGGCAAAAAAGAAGAAUUUAUGAUAUCACCAAUGUCUUGGAAGGAAUUGACCUGAUAGAAAAGAAGUCAAAAAAUAGCAUCCAGUGGAAAGGUGUAGGUGCCGGCUGUAAUACUAAAGAAGUCAUCGAUAGAUUAAGGUAUCUCAAAGCAGAAAUUGAAGAUCUAGAACUGAAAGAAAGAGAACUUGAUCAGCAGAAGGUGUGGCUGCAGCAAAGCAUCAAAAAUGUGAUGGAAGACUCCCUUAAUAGUAGAUUUUCCUACGUGACGUAUGAAGACAUCUGUAAUUGUUUUCAUGGAGAUACGCUAUUGGCCAUUAAAGCGCCUUCUGGGACACAGUUAGAGGUACCUAUUCCAGAAAUGGGCCAUAAUGGACAAAAGAAAUACCAAAUCAAUCUGAAGAGUCAUGCAGGACCUAUCCAUGUGCUGCUUAUAAAUAAGGAGUCCAGUUCCUCUAAGCCUGUGGUUUUCCCUGUUCACCCUCCUGAUAACACAUUCCUCCCCUCCACUCAGCCUUCCACUCCUGCGACGCCACAGAAACCCAGCACACCAACUCAGGAUCUGCCUGAGCACCAUGUCUCUGAAAGAAGUCCGCCUCUCCAGCAGAUAACAGCUACAGACCUGUCUUCUUCUGGAUCUUUUAGUGGCGAUAUAAUUGAUGAAUUAAUGUCUUCUGAUGUGUUUCCUCUUUUGCGGCUUUCUCCUACCCCGGCAGAUGACUACAACUUUAAUUUAGAUGAUAAUGAAGGAGUCUGUGAUCUGUUUGAUGUGCAGAUACUAAAUUAUUAG